Messenger RNA from Plodia interpunctella (Indianmeal moth), 4310 nucleotides. RefSeq lists its product as uncharacterized. The transcript has 5 exons. The record is from RefSeq and is a predicted model, not a curated record. Bases 510 to 1427 code for a protein of 305 amino acids. Lineage: Eukaryota; Metazoa; Arthropoda; Insecta; Lepidoptera; Pyralidae.
GCAAUACGGGCGCAGGCAGGUAGCAGGGCGGGCGGCGCGGUGCGGGCAGGCGGCCGCGGGCGGCGGCGUAUCGAUUCCGCGGCGCCUUCAGUCGGCGUCCGUCGAGCGCCGCGCUGCGCCGAGCCGCCGGCGAGCGGGCGUCGCCCCUCCCCGGCCCGCGCCCCUCUGUCGCCCGACUACAUCGAAUAUCUCGUCGUCGCCGGCAAACUCGAACGACCUCUUUUCGCUAACUAACGUCGCAUCCGCGUCGACUCCCGCCGCGAAACUGCGCUCGAUCUACGCGACUCGUUACGUCGAGUCCUCCGCGCCAAUUUACUUUUUGAAUUCUGUUAGUUGUUUUCAAACUUUUUUUAAUAGCUAGUUUCGAAUUGAUGAUGAUUUUAUCAAGCCCGAGCUGUUUGUGUAAAUGAUAGUUGAGUAGUCGUAGAGCGAGCGUCAAGUGAUGUGGUGGGCGUCAGGUCGAGGAUGGAAGUGGCUGGUGGUGUUGGAGGGUGCGUAGGGCUGCCGCGAUGGACUGCUGUAACUACGGCGAGUACCGCGGGCUGCCGCACGGCCAGUACUGGGAGGGCUACACGCCAUACACACCGUACGCGCCGUAUGCGCAGUACUAUGCGCCCGCGCACGAUCCCUACGCCCGCUACUACCGCUACGACUACCCGCAUCACUUGCACCAUAAUGACCAUGUCAUGCCUAUGGAUUAUGGCGCGUACGCGUCGAAGGAAACGCGCGUGCGGCGUGCGAUCGCGCGUCGGGAGCAGCGCGCCGCCACGCCCGCCCCGCACCUGCAGCAUCCGCCCACGCCUCCGCUAGAAUGUGGCCUGAACAGCCGCGGCCCCGCCUACUGCGAGCCGCACAUGUGGCCUCAUUAUCAGAUGGGCGUCCUGGGCGGCAGUUGGAGCGGCGCCAGCGCAGGAGCGUGGGCCUCCCGCACAGCGUGCGCACGCGAUCACAUGCGCUAUGCCACAGACUGUCGAUCUAUGAAGGGCCCCCGACCUCACAUCCAGAACCAACCUUGCAUGCAAGACGGGCGGUCCACUCCUUAUCGUCCGUACGAGGAUACGUCAUAUAGUGGUGAAUGUGGAACGCGCCAAGGGAAUUCAUCAGAAUAUAUGGCACCAGUGACGGUCAGUGAAUCCGCCAAGACACGAGAGUGCUUCUACUCAACACCGCGCCGCUCGCCGCCCCGCACGCCGCCCGAGGAGAAGCGGCCGCCGCUCGUGCCGCUCCCAGCCUUCCAGCAAGCCUUCGGUUCUACUGAAAUCGGAAAAUUUGCUGAAGCCUUCAGUCGCGCAGAAGUCGCUCUGGAGGAGGUCACAAGCGAUUCCUUCGCAUAUGAUUCCUUCUCCGACUGGGACGCGUCCCUCGAAUCGCAAUGGACGGCCCAACCCGCACCGCGGGAAAUCAAAUGCGAAGAAAACGUUCAAUGAAAUUUUCUUCGCUCUAGUGCUAAUUCUGGGCAGAUACGCCUCUUAGCUAAUUAGACAAAUUUUAGUUUCACCACCACGUUGCCAAAAAGAGUAGAAUUGAAAAGAUUUCGAUGUCAUAGAUCUAUAGAAUGUGAUACAAAAAAUUGCGCUGACGUGUUACGAAAAUGAAUGAAUUGUGGGGUGACAUUUGAUUCAUAUACAUUACAAAAUAUGGUAUAAUAUGUAGUUUAUUGAUUAUCUAGUUAAUCCCUUUAACUAGUUUUAGGCCGACCUUAAAGGACAAGAUUAUUUGUUAUUGAAGGGAUGUGGGAAUGUUACGUACUGCAUUGCAUAGGAUAACAAUAUGAAUCAUGACUCAAUGUGCCUUUAUUCGGAGAGCCCGGCCGCAUCGCGCGGCGUCGCAUCCGCCACCCCUUCCCACCAGCUCUAUACAACAUUACAUAAACAUAACAUUACAAUAGCAAUUAUAGGGACCAACGUUUAGACAAAUAUACACGACACGACCCCUGUCGCGAACACGAACGAUUCGCAAUAAGCUCAACGAAACAUUUGAAAUUUAUUGUACCUGCCCAAUCGAUAUCGAUGGCUAAAAAUAUUAGAAGUAGUAAGUUCUUGGUAUAAAAUAAAAAAAAAAAACUCAUUUAAGCUCGUUUGGUAAGAUUGUAAUGUUUGUACUUUGAAAUAAAAUUGUUGCAAUCCAAAUCUGUAAUAUGUUGACUAAAAUAAUUUCCGAAUACGUGGAAAAACUGAAUUCUUUUGUGAAUAUGUUUGAACCUGUUCUAUGUGCUAAUAGAACUUAUAAUUGGGGCAUUGUAGACGCCGCGCGAAAACUAUAAAUUACACUCGAAAUUUUCAGGAAGUAUGAAACAAGUCAUGUAAGUAGGUAAAUUAGGUAGUUAAAUUUGAUAAAAAUUUUAAAGAGAUUACUUAUGAAUAAAUGGCUUUUUAAUUAAUAUAUAGGGUCCAACAAUGUCGAUGUAAUGUAUCAGUUGUGAUUAUUAUCCCUGAUAUAAAUCACAAUUGGAGCCAUCAUAAUAUAUAGCGGUAUAGUGUCCCUCCUAUGAUCGUAUAUUUGUUUAAAUAUUUCCAUAACCAUUUCAAUGUAGUUACGUUAAUUGUUAUAUGUAUAAAAUGUCCUGAUAAUUAUGUUAUUACGUAUUUUCAUUAUGUUUUAUUAGUUGUCUGUGAUAAUUAUUUUUAUUGACUAUCACUAUCAUUCGGAAAAUAUAUGUAUUUAAAUUUAUUUAUAUUAUUUUUAAUUUAAUUUAUAAGAUAGUUCUUAUCAGAAAACAAUUACGAGUAUUAUGUCUAUGUUAAAGCUUUAUCUUCUUUUUUUGGUAUCGUAUUUUCAUCUUGAAUUCGAUAAAGAAAUGAAAGUACUUGUGAUUUUAGUUAAGAUUGUUUUCCGACGAAUAUACUGUAAUUAAUAUUAGUUUGAGCUUAUAACUGAUGAUAUACUUAUGUUAGAGAUGUGCGGCGCGUGAAACCAGAAACUUCCAAAGGUCUUCAUUUUUGUAGAAAGUCCCACGUGUGUCAGUGUUUUCGAACUCUUUCGACAAAAUACAGCAAAAUUAAUGGAGUGCCUUACGUAUAUAAUAUGAAGUUAGGAUGGAUGAAUUUUAUUAUAGCAUAAUUUGAUGAAACACCAUAAUAUAAUAGCGUAAUAAAAUACUUCUUUUGAACCGAGUAUUUCAUAUUUAAGUAGAUAUUGUAAACUUAAUGAAAUUAUUUAAUAAUUACCUUUAUAUAUUGUAAAAUUACAAGCAUAUACUUAUACAUAAUUAUACUUAGUAAGUCGUGACGUGUACUACAGUUCGCCACGAAAAUCAUUAUGGAAGUAAUGUGCAUCAUUGUAUGGUGUUUGCUACGUUCAGUGUUCGGUUUGUCUAGAGUAUCUGUCUAUCUAGUCAAAUUUACAACGUCAAGCUACUCGUACAUCUAAUUUCUUUAAUACUUAGCUUUAACGUACUUCCAGUAAAGACACAUAAUAUUUCCUCACAAAACUAGAGCCAUACUUUAAAAUUUAAUCUUCAUAAAAGUGAUGUUGAUGAAAUAUGUGGGACAAUUAAAGAUCGUGUCUAACAAAUGCAUGAUUGUCAUCCAAAAUAGACCAGUUACAAUAAAUGAAAUGGAAUGCAUAAAUGCGAGUGUAUAGGUACUCAUGAAGGGAUAUAUUUGAUCAUUGAGGUAUUAUGAUAAAAGUAGUCUGUGCCACAUUCUGUAUAUACGAUAUACAUCUCCCUAGAUAGUCCUAUUGUUAUGUUUUAAGUAUUAGAGACAUAAUUUUACUGUAGAGAGGUGUAAAUGCCAUAAAGUUAUAUAUCUAGGUGUUCCACGAUAGAGCUUCCCGAGUCUCCACGUUUGUCUACCAUCGGUUAGAUUGUGUGUUUAUUCCUUAUUAAGAAACUUUAAAUUAAAUCACCAUUGUCUACCUUAUUUUUAACAGCAAAAUAGUCACCUGUUUUAUAAAUCUAUGUAUUUAAAUGUAGUUACAACAGGAAAAAAGGAAAUUUAAUCAAUUUUAUUAUAUUAUUUUAAUUUUCAGUUAAUAUUUUACAUUCCAUCGAUAUUGAGUAUACAUUAUAAUUUGUUGAACAUUAGGCCAACAAAAUUAUGUAGGUGCAUGAAAAUUUAGUAUAUUUGUUGAGACAGUGAAGUGCUGAUAAUGACAAAAAUAUUGAAAUGAAAAAUUAUUAUGUACCUAUCUAGGCUAUAAUUAUCUAUUAUUAACAUUGUAAAUAAUUAAUUAUAUUUUGAAUGUUUCACUCAUAUCAAUCUAGAUCAACUGUUUUAUUAGCAAAUUUUAAGGUUUGGAAUCCGAAGACACUGAAUUGUUUGAUUUAUGGACGUCGAUGUACGAUUUAAUAAACACAUUGUACUGAA